Molecule: messenger RNA, 1089 nt
Organism: Histoplasma capsulatum G186AR
Lineage: Eukaryota; Fungi; Ascomycota; Eurotiomycetes; Onygenales; Ajellomycetaceae
Product: metal homeostatis protein bsd2
Exons: 3
Coding region: 1-1089 (362 amino acids)
Biological process (GO): ubiquitin-dependent protein catabolic process; metal ion transport; positive regulation of protein ubiquitination
Cellular component (GO): Golgi apparatus; endoplasmic reticulum; perinuclear region of cytoplasm
Source: RefSeq, a predicted model, not a curated record
AUGAGCUCACAUCGGUAUCAGCGGGUUGAUGGGCAUGAUGUAGAUGAUGAUGAUGAACAAACAUUAUACCCUGUCCCGUCCGGGCCCGUGCCUUCGUCUCCGCCACCUUCAUUCCACUCCAGAUCAUCCUCCCCACCCUCGCGCCGUGUCUUAUCCCAGGACCCGUUACACUCAGAAGCAGAUCAAACGCUUGCGGAUACGUUCGGCGAUGAUGAUGAAGACUCAGAUGCCGAAGAUGGAGUCGAUGACAGACAGAGACUGAUGAGGGGCAAUACCAGCCCUCAGGGUAAUAGCGUCUCAACGAACUUCGGAAGCGGAGGAAAUGGGGCCCAGCCUCAGGCCGUGUCGGCGGCGGGGAAUGUAACGCAAGCGGCGUUUAAUCCACCUAUUUCUACCUCAUCCAGAACGAUACGAGGGGCUGGGACUACGAACGAUGGGGUUUUUGCUAAUUUAGCCGCGAAGCCUGAGCGUGGAGAAAAAACCGAGGAUCUACCACCGACAUAUGAACAAGCCGCGGCUGACGCCACCCCUCCUUAUUGGGAGACAACCAUCGUUGCCCCCGGCAUGUCCUCCGAUGAAGUCUAUGUCGAUGGCCUCCCUGUCGGUUCUGUUUUCUCGUUUAUCUGGAACGGCAUGAUAUCUACGUCUUUUCAACUUGUCGGAUUCCUCCUUACCUAUCUUCUUCACACAACUCACGCGGCCAAGAACGGCAGCAGGGCCGGCUUAGGCCUCACUCUCGUCCAAUAUGGCUUCUACAUGAAAGGCAGCGGUGAAAUAAAUAGGCCAUCAGAACCCGACGGCAGCUACGCCACCCCCCCAGACCCCAACAGUCAUAAUUUCGACCCGAGCAAAGUGGGCCAACCCGGUUACGACUCAGGCGCUGACUCGGGUUCAAAACCUUUCGCGGGUAUAACGACAAGCGAAUGGGUAUCGUAUAUACUUAUGGUUGUUGGGUGGUUUAUAUUGAUCCGGUCUGUCAGUGAUUACCUGUGGGCACGGCGACAUGAACAACUCGUCCUGCAAAGCCCUGACCGGGGCCUCAGCGUGCCUAUAAUAGCCGAAGGCGAACGGGCCGAAACGGUCGUUUGA